Molecule: messenger RNA, 618 nt
Organism: Quercus lobata
Lineage: Eukaryota; Viridiplantae; Streptophyta; Magnoliopsida; Fagales; Fagaceae
Product: ethylene-responsive transcription factor ERF071-like
Exons: 1
Coding region: 1-618 (205 amino acids)
Biological process (GO): regulation of DNA-templated transcription; ethylene-activated signaling pathway
Molecular function (GO): DNA binding; DNA-binding transcription factor activity
Source: RefSeq, a predicted model, not a curated record
AUGCAUCAUAUUCGAGUAACAAAGGAGGAAGAGCAUGACAUUUUGGUGUCAGCUUUCAAGCACGUGAUCACCGAUGGGGUUGAUACUCACACCCCACAACAGCUUCAAAUACUAGAAGCACUCCAGGGUAGUUGUACUGCCGCAUCAUCAUUGCCUUCAACCAGUGGGGCGAGCGACACUAGGAAGAAGAAGAAGAAGAAGAAGGAUGGCAAUAAGAAGAGAUACAGGGGAGUGAGGCAGAGGCCGUCGGGGAAAUGGGCUUCUGAGAUUCAAAACCCGAGGGAAGCGAAGCGGGUGUGGCUUGGCACCUUCAAGACCGCAGAGGAGGCUGCCAGGGCUUACGAUAAGGCUGCCAUCAAGUUCCGUGGACCUAGAGCCAAGCUUAAUUUCCCAUUGUCAGACCAUGAGGUUGAAAGAGAUGAUCAGCAUGAUGAACAAGCUCGGGAGGUUAAUAAAAAUGUGAAUGUGGAGAUGAUAGCAGAGAGUGAUACACGGAUUGUGAAAGACGUGGCAGAGAGCAGUGACGAAGAGAAUGAGCUUUUGGAUGGGAUUACCAUGGAGAAACUUGAACAAUGGAUGAUGGAUUGGCCUGACAAUGCCGAUGACCCCACCCAGUAG